GGUUACAAAAGAACUAAAAAGCUAACCUAGCACAGAUUGCAUUUAUGAUUUUUUUGAUUUAUCUCUUAAAGUGGACAUAAUUUCACAAAAAAAUACUUGAUCUAAUGUUGUGACCCUAGUUUUAUGAUGAUGGCAUUAAACGAAGACAAGAAAACUGUAAUUCAAGACUUUAAACUGGACCAAGACAACGAGCUCCGCUUCGAAGUUGAAUCCAAAAAUGAAAAAGUCUACGUCACACUCAAAAGCGGAAAGGCCGAAGUAUUCGGUACCGAACUGGUCAAAGGCAAGACGUACGAGUUCACAUCUGGGGCCAAAGUUGCUGUGUACACCUGGCACGGCUGUACUAUCGAAGUCAAAGGAAAAACCGACGUGAGUUACGUGGCGAAAGAGACCCCAAUGGUCACUUAUUCGAACUGUCACGCGGCUCUAGAAUUCAUGCGAAUUGAGGCAGAGCGGGAGAACAAAAAGGGCCCCACUGUGAUGCUAGUGGGGCCAAAUGAUGUUGGUAAAUCAACGGUGUGCCGCAUUUUGCUUAACUAUGCCGUGAGGAUGGGGCGGAGGCCCAUUUUCGUGGAUCUGGAUGUGGGGCAAGGACAGAUUUCAAUUCCGGGGACCAUAGGUGCCCUACUUAUUGAAAGACCGGCCUCUAUUGAUGAGGGGUUUUCACAAGAGGCCCCACUUGUGUACCACACGGGGCAUAAAUCGCCGCAACCGAACAUCGCACUUUAUUCCAUGUUAGUGACACAACUUGCAAACACAGUAAAAGACAGGCUCGAAGUCAACAAAAAAACCAGGGCGUCUGGUGUUAUUAUUAACACUUGUGGCUGGAUUAAGGGCACUGGAUACAAACAAAUCCUCCACUCGGCGAAAGCUUUCGAAGUUGAUGUUAUUUUAGUUCUGGACCAGGAAAGGCUUUACAAUGAGUUAGUGCGUGAUAUGCCAAAUUUUGUUAAAGUCAUAUUUUUACAAAAAAGUGGUGGCGUGGUUGAACGCUCAAAAAGUGUUAGAUCUGAAGCAAGAGAUCAACGAAUUCGGGAAUAUUUCUACGGAACCCCCAAAAAUUCAAUGUAUCCACACUCGUUUGACGUCAAGUGGAGCGAAAUUAAAAUUUACAAAAUUGGGGCGCCAGCUUUGCCAGACUCGUGCCUGCCUUUGGGUAUGAAGGCAGAGGAUCAUCUGACGAAAUUAGUGCCAGUGACGCCAAAUCCGGGGAUUUUGCAUCAUCUACUUGCAGUCAGUUUUUCAGAGGGAGAAGAUGAAGAUAUCAUCUCCUCACACGUCGCCGGAUUCGUUUGUGUAACCAACGUGGACACGGAUCGCCAAAUCGUUACGCUGUUAUCGCCUCAGCCGAAACCAUUACCUAACAACAUACUUCUUCUGUCAGAGUUACAGUUCAUGGACAGUCAUUAGAUGUAUUUGUCAUUCAAACAUGUAAUAAAAGUAUUCCGAUUUUUA
Tribolium castaneum (red flour beetle) is the source of this 1455-nucleotide messenger RNA. It is a transcript of the gene cbc, whose product is annotated as crowded by cid. Gene Ontology annotation, molecular function: polynucleotide 5'-hydroxyl-kinase activity. Gene Ontology annotation, cellular component: mRNA cleavage factor complex; nucleus. Gene Ontology annotation, biological process: tRNA splicing, via endonucleolytic cleavage and ligation. Bases 124 to 1410 code for a protein of 428 amino acids. The transcript is spliced from 4 exons. The record is from RefSeq and is a predicted model, not a curated record. NCBI's taxonomy places the organism in Eukaryota, Metazoa, Arthropoda, Insecta, Coleoptera, Tenebrionidae.